This is a messenger RNA of Prosopis cineraria, 1843 nucleotides long. RefSeq names its product xyloglucan O-acetyltransferase 3-like. The record is from RefSeq and is a predicted model, not a curated record. The transcript is spliced from 3 exons. Bases 298 to 1605 code for a protein of 435 amino acids. Gene Ontology annotation, molecular function: O-acetyltransferase activity. Gene Ontology annotation, cellular component: Golgi apparatus. NCBI's taxonomy places the organism in Eukaryota, Viridiplantae, Streptophyta, Magnoliopsida, Fabales, Fabaceae.
AUCAGCAUCACAUUACAUCGUCCUUUGUCCCCGAGAAUUCAGGGAGUUUGGGGAUGGUCCACAGCCUUACCAAGCUCACAUGCACGGUUGAAUUUCGCUUUGCCAUGUGUCAACCUCCCACGGUUCAUUUUGGACAGAGAUAAAGCACUUGUUUUUACCCUUAAAGAAUGUGAAUAUUUUUUAAGUCAACAAGCAACAUACUUUUUAGUUAGGUUAAUAUAUAAGUUACAGAAACAAAAAUUAUUUGGAUUCUCAUGGUUCUCUCUCUUUAAGCCCCUCUUCUCUGGCCGUCUGUAGAUGUCGGAGAGGACUAUGAAGUCUUGGAGUGUGCCUUUUCAGGACAGAAUUGAUGGCUAUAGCAGAAACGAGAGAUGCCUCAACACGGGAAAUAUGGUGCCUUUUGUUUUGACGUCUCUGUUCAUAUCCUCCAUUUUCGGUGUCUUCCUUCUCCGUUCCCCUUACCCUCUGUCUGCCAUAAUGUCCACUCGAGGCUCUGACGCAGUUGAAAAACACUUCCCAGAGCAACAAGAGCUUGGUAGUGCAAACUUUAAGUCCAAAUCACAAAACGAGCAGAAAUCGUGUGACCUGUUUAAGGGUCGGUGGGUUGCAGCUCCAAGAGGAUCGUACUACACAAGUUCUAGCUGUAGGACAAUCCCAGAUACGAAAAACUGUCUGAAACAGGGCAGGAAAGAUAGCGAUUUUCUCAACUGGAAGUGGAAGCCAGAGGAAUGCGAACUUCCGAGGUUUGACCCCAAAACAUUCCUUGACAUGGUUCGAGGGAAGAAAAUGGCGUUCAUCGGAGACUCUGUGUCUAGGAACCACAUGGAGUCCCUCCUCUGCCUUCUAUCACAGGAAGAAAUCCCAAAGGAUAUAUAUGAAGACCCCGAAGAUCGGUUCCGAAAAUGGUAUUUCGCAGAGCACAACUUCACUCUCAUGUCCCUGUGGAGCAGAUUUCUGAUAGUAGGAGAGGAAAGAAUCACAAACGGCACAGGGUCCAGCAUUUUUGACAUGCAGCUGGACAAGGUGGACGAUGAUUGGGCCACAGAGUUUUCCGACCUGGAUUACGCAAUAAUCUCAGACGGGCAUUGGUUUUUCAGGGUGCUGUACCUUCAUGAAGCAAACAAACUAAAAGGAUGCGUAUACUGCCACGAACCAAAUAUCACGCACUACGACAUCGAUUUCCCCAUAAGAAUGGCCUUUCGUUCUGCAUUCAGAUACAUGAGCAACAGCAAGAGAAGAGUGACACUGUUAGUGAGAACAUUCGCGCCAUCUCACUUCGAGAACGGAACAUGGAACACCGGAGGGUACUGCAACAGGACGAGCCCGAUGAGUGAGGAAGAGGCUGACUUGGAGAGCGUAGAGUGGAAAGUGAGGAAUGUGCAGAUAGAGGAGGUGGAAAGAGCGAGGAAAGAAGAAGGGCAUAGAAUUGGGGUGGUGGACGUGACGAGGGCGAUGCUGAUGAGAGCAGAUGGGCAUCCCGGGGAGUACUGGGGAAACAAGUGGAUGAAAGGUUACAGUGACUGUACACACUGGUGUAUGCCUGGUCCCAUUGAUGCUUGGAAUGAGUUCUUGCUCGCACUUCUCACGAGGGAAGCUUGGUCCUGACCUGUCAUCACUAUGGAGUUCUGUAUCAGAUUUUUCUGAGUAGCUUCCUUUGCUCUUCCUCAAGUUGAGGCAUCCGGCUAUAUGCAUAUUCCACUUGUAUAUUAAGAAGCAUCAUGACAUCUCAUACUCUAGAGGAUCAUAACAUAUUUUUCAGCACUCGACACUCAUUAAAUAUUGUAUGCUAGAAUAUAAUAAUAUUCUUAUAGUGGUUCACUAUAUAAUUCUAAUUUCUCAUUUC